Meloidogyne enterolobii is the source of this 631-nucleotide messenger RNA. The record is from the annotation of a GenBank genome assembly. NCBI's taxonomy places the organism in Eukaryota, Metazoa, Nematoda, Chromadorea, Rhabditida, Meloidogynidae.
AAUGUUUACAAAAAGGAUAUUUUUUAUUUUCUUCUGUUUUUCUUUUACUAUUUAUUUAAACGCAGCAAGUGAUGCUGAAACUGACACACUUUCUGAGUCAAUCGACAAAAAACCUUUAAACUCUGCUCGUAUAUUGACAUCAAAAUUUACUCUCUCCCAGUAUGCAGUCGAAAAUAUGGAUUUUGUAAUUGAAUAUGUACUUUAUAAUGUUGGUGACAGAACUGCUUUAAAAGUCACAAUGGAUGAUAGAAAUUCUUUUCCCACACAAUCUUUUGAAAUUGUUAAAGGUUUUUUGCAUGUUCAUUGGGAGGAGAUUGCGCCUGGAGAAAAUGUUACUCAUUCUGUUAUUGUGCGCCCGAGAACUUUUGGUAUUUUUAAUUAUACUUCCGCAAUGGUUACUUAUUACCCAACAAAUGAUGCCAAACAAGCAAUUAUUAGCUAUUCAACAGCUCCGGGAGAAGGUAAUAUUUAUCGUUUGAAGGACUACGAAAGACGAUUUGCCUCGAAAAUUAGUGUUUGGAUUGGUUUUUUCUUACUUGCAAUGCCCACAACUGUUCUCCCAUUUAUUAUUUGGUUCCAAGUACAGAAGAAAUAUGCAAAAACACAAAUUGGUCAAAAGAAGAAUCGAUAA